GGUUGUUACCUAAGCGAUAUGUCGAAGCAGGUGCUGGCCAAAAUACGCCCGUCCUCUAGCUUGAUACUGCUGGCCAGGGAUAAAGGAGCCACAAGGCAAUCCUUCGACUACAAUGCGCUGCUGCUCACGCGGACCUCAAAGUCCAGCUUCAUGCCGAACUCGUCCGUCUUUCCAGGGGGAGUGUGCGAGGCCACGGACAGCUCCCCUACAUGGCUAUCGCACUUUCAGCGGCAUAACAUUAGUUCAGCCAUGCUGCGCGACGUCUGCCACGUGAAGGCUCCGCGUCCCGAGAUAUUCAAUUCGCAGGAAGAUACCGAUGCGAUAGACACCGGCUUGUCGCUGCGUCUGACUGCCUUACGGGAAACCUUUGAGGAAUUGGGCAUCUUAUUGUGUCGGGAUGCCAAGACCUUGACCUCGACCAGCGGCUAUGGGCAGUUCUAUGAGCAAUUCGAUCGCGCCCACUGGCAGCAUUUGGUCCAUAAUGAUGCCAGCCAGUUCCUGGAACUCUGCAAGCAGCUGGAAGUGGUGCCAGAUAUUUGGUCACUCCACGAUUGGUCUGUCUGGCGCACGCCUUCGACGUUUAAGAAGCGUUUUGUGACGGCGUUCUUCCUGACCACUCUAGAACAGGCGCCCAGCCUGCACAUUGAGCCCAAUGAGGUCAAGGACUGUGCGUGGCGUUCUCCCUUGGAUUAUCUUCUGGCCUCUCUAAGAAAAGAGCUCUGGCUGCCGCCUCCUCAGUUCUACGAACUUUCUCGCUGCCUUAACUUUGGCUCCCUGGAGGAGCUGCGUCAAUUUGCCAUUAAACGUGCCCCCAAAGGCAUCGUUCUCACCCAUCCUGUCAUGUACAAAUGCAACGACGGCAUUGUGCAUCUGCUUCCCGGCGACGAUGCCUAUCCGGUCAAUCCAGAUGCCUGUAGCGAUAAAAUAGACACUGGCCUCUCUGUAGAGGACUUUCGUUCACAAGUCAGAACUAAGUUGCAUCGUUCGGAGCACAGGGACCAGCACCAAGCGAAACUAAUCAUUAACUUUGCUCCGACUGAUGGACAGAUCAACCCUUUGGACCCAACUAAGAUGUAGAACAGAACGAACAGGAUCAAAUGUGUAUUUACUUAGGUUUAAUUUGAGUGAGAUGCUCGGAUUGUCAGUUUAAGCAAGAGAGUUGACAUAAGAUUCUGCA
Messenger RNA from Drosophila miranda, 1177 nucleotides. RefSeq names its product nucleoside diphosphate-linked moiety X motif 19. NCBI's taxonomy places the organism in Eukaryota, Metazoa, Arthropoda, Insecta, Diptera, Drosophilidae. Gene Ontology annotation, molecular function: hydrolase activity, acting on acid anhydrides, in phosphorus-containing anhydrides. Bases 19 to 1077 code for a protein of 352 amino acids. Gene Ontology annotation, cellular component: mitochondrion. The transcript has 4 exons. The record is from RefSeq and is a predicted model, not a curated record.